GAUGUUUUAGUAUUCGAUCAGAAAUUGUAGUUCCGAGACCUUCCAAUAAUUUUUUCCAAUUUCAUUUUUUUUUGGCUACAAAAUUAAAAGUACAUAAUUUUUGUUGUGCUUGAAUCUGCCUGCCCACAAUAAAUUGAAUUGUCAUUAUGGAUUAUGUUAAUAAUUAUGCGCAAAUCGGAGGCUACGGCAUGUGCAUGCCGCCACCGCAGCUUUAUUAUCCCGAGAUGAAUGGCGGCAAAGGCUAUGAGCAGGGAUCGGCAAUGGAUGUGUUGAAUCCGCGUUACGAGAGCAGUUACUAUAAGGAUGAAAGAAAGCGCAAUUAUUACGAUGGCGGAGAUUAUAAUCAAGGCGGCGGACACAAAGCCGAACCCAUUGAUCUAAAUCAUUUCUACGAUGGCGGCGAUUUCAAGCAUCCGAGCGAUCGAGAUAACAGACACGAUGUCGACUAUGGAUCGCAGCAUUAUUUUGCAAACAGUCCUUCUGCCUAUCGUCGCUAUGCUCAAGAGAAUCGUCGUUGCAAGGAGAUGCAUGCUAGGAAUGGUCUUUACUCGCCCAGGGAUAGCUCUUACAGGCAUAAUACUUAUCCCAACUAUAGCGAUGACAUUACCCGAGGGAGCUCGGGGAACUCUUAUUGGCAGUGAUCACAUUACAAUACAUAAUAAUCUUACUUAUUGAAUAGACGUGUAGUAUAUAUUUAUAGUAUACAAAGUCAUGCUCGUUGUACUUGGUCAUGUUGGGUUUAACUAUUCGUUCUAUAUGUAUUGCCGCUGACGCUAUCCCUAUACGAUAUCAGAUUCAACGGAUAUGGAGCCAGAAUUUUGCUGUAACAGAUUAACAAUAUAUACAAUUGCAUUUCGAUUGACAAAUUUGAGAAAGUGAAAUUAACUGCAGACGGAAGCCCACUUCUGAAAUUUUGUGAAUAUUAUCAGAUGACUUAACUGCUUGUACGCAAGCUCAGUUCUUUUUGGUUUUAUCGAAUAAAAAUAGAGUUCAGAA
Molecule: messenger RNA, 996 nt
Organism: Drosophila sulfurigaster albostrigata
Lineage: Eukaryota; Metazoa; Arthropoda; Insecta; Diptera; Drosophilidae
Exons: 4
Coding region: 147-641 (164 amino acids)
Source: RefSeq, a predicted model, not a curated record